ACCACUGCAAACCUUAGUAUAAAACGUUAAAAUACAAGAUUUCUGGCAUACUUUCGCCCAAAUGGAUAUCAGAUGUACUAAGCUUUGUCAGUUAAAGUAACGGUUUUAUUUUUAAACAUUCAAAUUGUUAAAUGAUUUACGUUUUUUUAAGACGGUAGCAUAAUGAUUCGCAGAUCGCUCAUAAGUUUAGUAUCGGCUGCGGAUUCCGCUAUGUGCUCCCUGACGAAGUUUCUGUGUUUCUUGAUGGUGGUAUGUUCAGUGCAUAGCUUGCAACUCGACAAUAUUGCUUCGACGAGACGGCCACGGAUAACUAAGUACAGCAAGACGACGCUGUCGCCGGGGUCCACGGAGCCAGCUACCGAACGCAGCUUGUUGACGGCCACAUAUCGUCUGCAAGGAAGUGGGGGGGAGACAUGUAUCCUGCUGGUAGUGGACGCAUUGCUGGAUAUAUCUUAUAUGACCAAACUUAAUGAACGGGCUGACGCGAACACAUUCGUGCCGAACAACGCGAAUGUCGCCGGAUCGUGUAAAGAAGCGGACAUCGAGACCUUGGUGCUAUCUUUCAAGGAGUUUGCAUUGGAGUGGACUUUUGCUAAGACCCCAGGUGGCGAACGUUGGUACGUCGACAGCAUCCGACUAACAUACAACUCGAGUGCCCGAAUACUGGAACACGCAGCGAAGCAGGGUCGGCGAGUUAGUCUCACAACAGGGCCCAGGGCACUAUUGUUUCCCACUCCGGUUGGCAAGUCGUUCGAUUGUCCUGAUGAAUCUAUCGUGGAAUUGCUGGAAGAGGAUGCUAGUAACCCCACAACAGCGCACCGUGCAAAACUAUACCUCCGUCAAAUGCGUCUCCAACCGUUUAUGUUCAAACGCGACGGUCUAUUCGGCCCGCCAUGGAAGUGCUCUGACGCUAACAGAACUCGUUCGGAAACCGCGCCAGUCGCUGUCGGUUCAGCUCUGGCUAUAGCAACCGCGGGAACGCUAGUAGGCUACGCGAUUUGGCGGUAUUUGAAAGUCAAAAAGGUCCAAUAUGACACGAUGGAAUGAAGGGGUUGAAUGCGUUCUGAGUUUUUUUUUUCGAAUUUCGUUCUUUAUGGCCUGUUUUUUUUUGAAGUCGAAUUUCGAUUU
Molecule: messenger RNA, 1128 nt
Organism: Colias croceus (clouded yellow)
Lineage: Eukaryota; Metazoa; Arthropoda; Insecta; Lepidoptera; Pieridae
Product: lysosome-associated membrane glycoprotein 5
Exons: 6
Coding region: 163-1047 (294 amino acids)
Cellular component (GO): membrane
Source: RefSeq, a predicted model, not a curated record